Molecule: messenger RNA, 7245 nt
Organism: Rhipicephalus sanguineus (brown dog tick)
Lineage: Eukaryota; Metazoa; Arthropoda; Arachnida; Ixodida; Ixodidae
Product: aldehyde dehydrogenase family 16 member A1
Exons: 2
Coding region: 1-513 (170 amino acids)
Molecular function (GO): oxidoreductase activity
Source: RefSeq, a predicted model, not a curated record
AUGUUCUCAUCCCUUCUCCUCAAGCAGAGCACAACUUUCAAGGGAACCGUGAUCCGUGUGAACGAGCCCAUGGGCGUGAUCGGGAUCACCUGCUCGGAGAAGGCCUGCCUACUGAGCAACUUCGUGUCGGCCAUGGCGGUAGCACUGGCGGCCGGCAAUUCAGUGGUUGUGCUCGCCAGCUCGGAGUGGCCGCUUCCUGCACUGCACUUCUGUCAGAUCUUGCAGGCGUCGGACAUACCACCGGGCGUAGUCAACGUCCUGUCGGCCAAGGAGCGGCCAGCGCUGCUGCGCACGCUCGCGGAGCAUCACGACGUCGCCGCCGUCUGGUACUACGGGGAGCAGGACAGCACAGUCGCAUUCCUCAGAUGUGCGGUCUCGCACAAUGACAAACACUGCUGGGUGUUCCCCUUGAGAGACGACCAGGACCGCUACUGGAUGGGCUGGCAGAUCACGCAGCACACAACUGUGCCCAAAAGCAUCUGGCUUCCGUUUGGCGAUACGUUCGCCAACUGAUGGCAAGGGCUGUCGGAAACACAGCUCUCACUCGCACUGCCACGGGAGACCUCGAUUGCAAAAGCUUUGGUUUAAUCUACUUAAUGUGAAUGCAUCAAGCCGCAAUUCAUACUGACACAGACCAGUCUAGCAGUGUAUCCAGUCAACCCUCCAGGAUGUGUCAGAUGCAACGCCACUUGACAUGCCCUCGGCCUAUACCCAUUGCAGUUAAAACUCAAUGUAACGAAGCCAGAUUUUUGGAAGUUCCAAAUCUAAUCAAGACAUUUCCAUUCCCCAGCAUGUACCCAUAAGAUUCACUGUUGUUAUCAACCCAAAUUAACGAAACCAAUUUGGCAGCAAACUCAGCUUAACAAACCUUUUUCCGAAGUGAUUGUGCAAAAACCACUGAUAUCUUUCUAAUAUGGAGGGGUUUUUCUUGAACACUACAGCACUCUAACACUAUCGCAUUAAAGCAUCUACGCACCGUAAUCACGGCUCUAGCUUUACUUUGACGAGGCUGUAUGCUGUGCCCCAUGCAGGGAACAACGGGCUGUGAACUUAGCAGUCUAACGUACCGGACAGCGCUGGGGGCAGCAGUUGCUUUCAUUGUUUGGUGCUGAUCGUCUCCUCCCAACGAACUUGCUCGGUCUGCUCGCACAAUCAUUAGCAAACCAGCAGCCUGUCGUAGAUUCGCAUGCUAACGGGCCUGCAUCGCUCAGACAUGUAGCCUUUCAUGUCCGGAAGGCAUGGGAGGCUUCAUCUUCGGGCAGUCUUUGGGCCGUCCUCCUGGAAUUUCCACACAUGUGGCAUGAGUUAACAACAAAUACAAUGCUGCGGUAGCUCUUCAGUGUCUCUUUGUUACAAUUCUGGAUUUCGAAAGACCAAAAAAUAUCCUUCUCGAUUUUACGAACUUCCCAAUUUAACGAAAUAAUUCGAGCGUGGUGAUCACUCCGUUAACUCAAUGAGUUUCAACUGUAGUGUUUACACAGAACCAAUUGUAGUUUGGCAUGGCAAGACGACUUGAUGCGACUUUUUCAUGUCCGUGUAUUCCUAGCUAGUACUAUCUGGCUAGUACUAUUGCUAGUACUAUUGCUAUUGCUAUUGCUAGUACCUAGCUAGUACUAUUGCCUCCUGCAUGCUGUCAUGAUGUAUUAGUUCAGUUCUAUUCUUUUCCUCUGCUCGGGCCUGGUCAUUGCUCAUGCUACAUAUUGUCCUUUUUUGUUUGUUUAUCUGUUUGUUUUUAUGCCCCUAAACCUCUUGCUUCUGUUUUGAUCCCUGUGUACACUGUUUUGUAAAGGCCAGGGCAUUUCAAGUGACAGUAUUUAGUUUUUACAGCUUAUAUUGCGCUUUAGCCCAGUAAUAUGUUGUGGGGACUUCAUAUGGCCACUCCAGUGCACGUUAAAGAACACCAGAUGGUCUUAAUUUCCGGAGCCCUCCACUACGGUAUCUCUCAUAAUCAUGUUGUGGUUUUGGGACGUAAAACCCCAGAUAUUAUUAAUAUUAUUAUUCAUAUGGCCACUCUUUGAGAUGCAACUUGACAUGCAAUUUCAAAUGGUCCCUGUAGACUGUCAAGAAAAGCUUUGUUGAACGUUGAUGUUGACCGAAGUUUAGACUGCUCAUGUACAGUUGCACAUGUGUUGCUUGUUAUUGCGCCUUCACGCAUUGUGCCUUAUUCGUUCAACUAAUUGCUGAACAAGAUUGUUGAAACACAGUUCUGAACAAUGAUGCAGUACAUCCGACAGUAUGGUAAUGUACUGCGACACCAGAUGGUGCCACUUUUGUGCCAGUCUCGAUAUACCUUCAUUUUUCUAUGUUUCUGGAGGCAAUGCUCACUUGUGACGCUUAGAGGAAUCCAGCCUGUGAUGAAAUUAUUUAUCCAUGCAUGAUGUUGACUUCAAACAGUGUUGAAUAAUUACCAGAAGCCAAAGUUGAGAGGUAAGCAGUCUUUGAAUCAAGGGUAAAUCAAAUGUCUGGUUAAGUCUUGUCUGGUCGGGAAGCAUCACAAAGAAAACACAAGACACAGAGCAAAUGAAAAAAAUUCAGGAGCCCUUCCCGAAUGGGGCAAAUGGGGGCAAGCGAAGCUUGGCGUGUGCAUGCCUGAUGUAUUACUUUUCCUUCCUUCUUUCAUUCUUUUCAUUGCAUUACAAUGCUCCCUCCUAAGUGCUUCCUCCUUGCUGGGUAUAGGGCCUUCAUCCACGUGCAUAGCAGCAUGACACUUAUGUUGCUACAGGCAACAACGACAGUCGUGUUCAUAUCUAGGCAACAUUGAAAUGUGGCAACGUGAAGUCACAAGUGACCUCGAUAAAAGAUCACAGUGCCACAUCAGAAACAGCUGAUUGCCGACAAGUCCACGAUUGAGGGAGUAUCAAUUAUUGAAUAAUGGCGCGGACAUAUACGCAUGUGACCGGCACACCUUCAAGAGCCUCAUUCGUGUACACCUGCGUUUCUGUACACUCGCAGGCACCAAGUUUUUCUGUGGUCGCACCUAGAAUGCCGAUUUGUGAGGUAACACAAGCUUCGCUUGAAAAAAAUAUUGAAAACUUGACUUUACAUAGCACCAAAGCUGUGGUCUCUUUCCUGCAAGUACAAGAAUGAUAUUCAUCUGGGUUGACUGGGAGGCUGCAACAUCGUUCUGCAAGGCAGGUUUACUGACUAUGUUCACAAAGUGUCAUAUGGUUUCUUUAGUAGAAGUGUACUGAAAACGUCAAAAGAAGCAGACGAUGACAAACUGUCACCAUUGUUCAGAAUUUCACUUUGGGAUGUGCUCUCGCGACUGCUUAGGUUGUUGUCAGAAUAUCUAGCAUCUGGUCAGCAUUGUCUCAACAACUUUGGGGCUGUCUCUUCCUAAGUGCAUGCCAGAAGGCAACAGAUUGUAUAGGUUUUCGAAAUUCAUCGAAUUACCCUGAAAAAUGGAUGGCUGCAUCAAGAAAGUACAAAUGACUGAACUACACUCACUAAAAUAUCCCGGUUUCGCUUGCUUUGCAAUAUUUUUAUAGCUAUAAUACAACAAAUAAAUAAAACAACUCCUGUUGCAUGAAGGAAACGAAGGCCCCUCCCCUAACCUCAUCUUGGUAGUUGGUUUAAUCUGAACUGCAAUGAUGGUCAUGUUACGACAGUGUCCACUUCCGAUGUGGAAGGAGCUGGUUUCGUUUCCUAGUGCCUGCGGGGACUCACCGGUUUUUCUGAUGGGGAGAGAGAGGUGCCCCAUCCUGGCGCUCGGUGUCCUCUGUGCUCGUAUCUCGCCAAGGUGGCCUCUCCUUUCCCCUGUCCUGUUUCACUCCCCUGUGCCCUCCCUCAAAUGAUGCUGUGCCAUGCUCCCUUAUUGGUUUCAGAAAUAAUCGUCUUUCCUAUCCUCAAACCACUACCUUAUCCUUCAUUCGUUCAGGGUAAGCCUUAUGUGUGAAGGCUGCAUGAGGACUUUAAGGGCGGGCAUGGCUUUAUGGAGACCAAAAAUAUCGUCACAGAAAAAAAAAAGUUUUUUGUAUUACAUUAUUGAAAUGCGCACCUAUUCUUUUACAUGCAAAGCGUACCUUAAAGGGACGCUAAAGUGAAACAGUAUAUUAGCUUAGACUGAUAAAUUAUACUCUGAAAACUCUAAUGUCAUGAAUUUUGCCACCACAGGUUUAUUCAUACGUGAGAAAACUAGUGUCAAAGGCUUCACUUUUAAAUUUAACGCCGAAAUCACAUAUGGUAAAGUCAUAGAUUUCAAAGUGUUUUCAUAUUUCAGCCAUAUUGGCUCAAUGAAACUCCCUUAAACUAGGUAUAUUAAGCCUCAGGCUACUUCAAAAAACAGUAUACUUAAUUUUUACCAAUUUGGGACUGUCAUGGCAACUGGUGAGGAAAGUUUAAGGUGGCAUCGCCACUCGCAUUUUGUUUUUGCACCUUUUAUUUGCUUACUAAGUGUCUUCUCGCAGCAAGCAUGGUGUUUUGGUAUCCUGAAAGAGGUAGUUUGCUAAUACCAGAAAAAUUGUUUGUCUCUUUAGCAUCCCUUUAAGGUCUUAUAAGAUCGCUGUUUCAUCUGCAGUUUAGAUCUAUGUAAUUAGCGCGUGUUGAAUCUGAAAUGUUCUUGUGUCACUUAUUUUGCUUGUCAGUGAUAUCUCAUGAUCUAGAACAGCUAGAGCUGUAAUUAUUUUUUUAACAUAAAGCCCAAACUGUGUGUCACAAAGUGCUGAGAGCAGAGUUUUCAUUUUCUGCUCAUACAUUUCUUUAAAUUUCAUUUUGUUUUUUCUUUGGGUGUUGUCUUGGUAUGUACAUUUUAAUUUCGAUCAAUUUCAGAAUCGCUAGUUGAGGUUUGAUUUGAUAACUAUUUGCAGCAUUGCACUUAUUGCAUAUUACGAUAUCGAGCUAUCUGAUAAUCUUCAUUUUCUGCUGAACGAAUUUUCUAUCUCCAGAAACAAUAGAAAGGCAGCUUUGUGUAUCUUGUAAAGUAGUUCACCUUCAAGAAAAAAUUAUUGAAUAUUUGAAAUCAGCAUAAAAAACUCAACCAGUCAAUUUAUAGUUUCAUCAGAUUUGGACAUAAAAUACAACAAAAUAUCUCCACACACCAUGUUCCUUAAGGGGACACUAAAGUGAAACAAUUAAUCGGUUCAUAUUGAUAAAUUGCACUCUGAAAACUCUAAUGUCGUUAAUUUCACCACGAUAGGUAUUUAAUAGAGGAGAAAACCAAGGUUAAAAGUUCCAUUUUUAAAUUUUGCACUGAAAUCUCCGUGCAUGAUGUGAUGGAUUUCAAAGCUUAUUGUUCCUAUUUUGACGAUAUUGGCUCAACAAAACUUCCUGAAACUUGGUAUGUUAAGUCUACAACCCCGUCAGAGGACUAUGUACUUCAUUUUUACUGAUUAGGAACUACGAAGGACCUAGUAGUCGCCGUCAAAAUUCAUGACGUCCCGGCCUUCGGUGAGGGAAAUUCAAAGGGGCGUCGCCACCCGCUUUUUCUUUUUGCGCGUUUCGUUGCUUGGCAAGCAUCUUCCCACGAUGAGCUUGGUGAUCUUGGAAUUUCGAAAGAGUAAUUUGCUAAUGCGAAAAAAAAUCUUUUUUCUUUUUAGUGUCCCUUUAAGUGGUUUGCCUCGAGUUCGCACGAACUUCUUUUCAUGACCUAAGGCGUACUGUUUCAUGUCCAAGGCGUUUGCUUUGUCAAAACCCUCACAAGCUAAGAUGGAGGCCAAGGUACAAAAGGCAGAGGGUGAACGGGUAACGACUGAUUUUUAAAGCAAAGCUUUCUUUUUUUUGUGGAAAUAGUGAGGGGUCAUGACACCAGAGAGCUGUGCUGAUAUGGAAUAGAGGGCACCGGAGGAGGCGGUGUCACCUUGCACGUGCGUUCUGUUUCCGGCCUGAGGGUUGACCAGUCUUUCCUUGAAGGCGUGCUUGGGUGCUCCCAUGUGCGCCUUCAACGAAAAGUCGGGUACCUGAAACAAAUAGCACAGAAAACCAGCCUGCAUCUUUGAACUGGUUGCAUUAAAAGGUGCCUUACAGUGUUCACCAAAAGGCUAUCUGAAGGAAACCUGUCAAAUAAACAAAAAAAGCGAAGCAAAAGAAGUGCCACUCUCUGCAAGAGUGACAUCAGUAUGCUGCGUAAUGAAUCUUCGCUGUAACGUAUAUUCCAGCGGGGCACUUUGGAUCUGCUCCCAGUGUUAUGCUUGUGAUUUUUUGCUUUUACACUGUCCUCCAACAGGCUGGGCAUUGGUGCUGAUCGUAUUUCAUAAUUAUGAUCAAAUUUGAGCUGACGACAGAGAUUCUUGAGAGCAAGUGUUUGCAGUGAAAGGAAGAUGGUAGUGUGAUUCCACAUUCUUGCAGGAGCUUGUCGUCGCAUCCAUCUUUACAAUAUCUGCGAAUAUAUAAUAUCAAACUUUUGAAAAGUUCUCUGCAUCAUCAUAUCCAUGACCUCGUUGCAGAUGCAACAGUGCUCAUAUUCAAGAGUGGUUCAUUGUUCAUAUUAAAGGGUGCCAUAAACGUUCCCAGCCAACCAGAACAUAGCUGAACAAUCUCUUUAUGUGUUUUGAGUGUACCCGUAAGUGUGCGCAGCAUUUUCCAUUAGGGGGGGAGGGGGCUGCAAGUUUAACCACUGCCCUGUCCCCCUUUCUGUUGGCCGAAUCCACUUCCCCACUGUGUGCAUGCCUACGAGUGUACCUGUUUUUGAUGCUUCAAUUCCUACAGUAGUAUUAGUAUGGUACAGGUUGCUCUUUGCUAUACUUACAUGUUAGCGUUUCGGUUGGAUUUCUCGUAUCUUGCUGCUUUGUGUCUGUACCUCAUGCCAGUUUUCCCUGACCAAUGUUUUCUCUGUUGUACCUCUCUUGCGUUAUAAGAAUGUGUUUAGUACCUUUUGUAGCUUUUUUCAUUAUAUGCACCAUAAAGGCUAUCCAACCAGAGAAGGCCCUAAGGACUUCAUAUGAACAUCUUUCUUUCUCUUCUUAGUUGUUGGCAGCUAAUUAGUCGUUAAACAGUUUAUGUUGUAGUGUACGCCAGAGAGAACUAAGUUGUCAUGUUUUGUUAUGUAUAAUGCCAACGUCUCCAGAUAUGCAUUCCUUCUUCUGAAGAACUGUUUGAUGAGUAUCAUCGUCCAUUUUCCUGGGACCUGACUUUGCACACGUAGGUUGGAUAAUGAACACUUUUACCUUUAGGAAGAAAAACAUUGUGAAGCUAGGGCCAUGAGGUGGCCUGUCAUCUUCGAGUGUUAUUCAGUAGUGCCAAGAAGCGUAUUUCACUGAGACACACUGUGGUUUUCAGGCACUGUUUGUGUGUUAUAAUAAACAGUUAACG